ACCUGUAAUUUGGCUGAGGUUUGUGCCUGCGUUCGCUUCACAAGGUCGUAUACAGAAUCAGAGGUUGAGCAGAGGUGGCGCCUUCUUCUUUUUAAUCCAGCGGUUUCAAAAACAUCUCGAGAGGCUAUAUUUCACCUUCCACAAAUUGUAAAGUGUCGACUUGAUGCUCAGAUCCCCUUUUCCGGUGAAGAGGAUGCUCUCCUUAUGACAAUUUCCUACAAUGAUGUAUAUAAGGAGAAUCUGGACAAAUAUUUCGUCUUUGAAAGACUUUUGAAUGAUCAUUCGCGAGUGUUCUACUCCACAAGAACUCCUUCUCAUCUUUAUUCGCAAUGGAAUCGCUUACGUAGCUGUCGUUUGAUUUCUGAGGAGGGUUUGGACAAAGGCUCGGAUAUUGGUGGCGAUCCUGAGAGUUUUUCUGACACCGAAUUUAUUAUUCAGGAGACGACAGCGCGAGUGAUGCAGGCGGGCCUGCCUCACCUAAUGGAAUCCUCAAAUAUUGCUAGACGGAAACGUUUGCUUGCAUCAGCAGUCACAUAUCAUGGGUUUCAGGCCAGUGUCAGUCAGGCGGUGGCAGAUUCGCUUGUGAAAUACCGACGCUCUCAUUCUUUUUGCGCAUCUUCUUCAAGUGGGACUAAUCGGGUUCUCCCUCGCAGUCCUAGUUGGGCUGGCUUUAGAAGUGAAUCCAUUGGCGUUGAGCAAUCGGACUUCUCCAAUUCUGGUCAGGAGGAAUUGGUACCUGAGAUCCAACUGGAGCGCUAUCGAGCGAGGAGGCGCUUACACGCGAAAAUGGCGCGCGUGGAAGAGGAGGCGCGUCGUUGGACGGCCUUAGUUGAGUCUAAGGUGGCCAAUGGGAUCAUUAUAUCAGAUCAUCAGCCUAUCUAUCCCACCCUCGCAACCCUUACAGGCAGACGUUCACGCUUUCUCAUCAAAUGCAAGAACGUAACGUUUGGUCGAACUGUACACAACUUCGCCCCAGACAUCGACUUGUCCCGUGAAGGUGAAGCGUCCCGUAUUUCCCGACGUCAUGGGAAAAUCAGUCUUGCCGAUAACGGUGUGUUUUGGCUCACCAAUCUCUCCAAACAUCCCGUUUUGGUAGAUGGGACCCCGGUGCUGAAGGACAAAAAGUAUCAACUCUCCGACAAGUCAAUAGUCUGCAUUUCGCAUCUCUCGCUCCGCUUUGACGUCGAACAUGAGCAUAUAUCGAUGCUAUCAGGACUUACAAACGUCGCUGCAGUUGGGGACCUGGAGUCUCCCCUUCCUAGAGGAAGGAAUCAAACAGAUGUACAUGGUCAAGCAAUGGAUAAGGGAGGAUGA
This is a messenger RNA of Hydatigera taeniaeformis, 1314 nucleotides long. The record is from the annotation of a GenBank genome assembly. NCBI's taxonomy places the organism in Eukaryota, Metazoa, Platyhelminthes, Cestoda, Cyclophyllidea, Taeniidae.